Molecule: messenger RNA, 1560 nt
Organism: Pyricularia pennisetigena
Lineage: Eukaryota; Fungi; Ascomycota; Sordariomycetes; Magnaporthales; Pyriculariaceae
Exons: 3
Coding region: 1-1560 (519 amino acids)
Molecular function (GO): oxidoreductase activity, acting on paired donors, with incorporation or reduction of molecular oxygen; monooxygenase activity; heme binding
Source: RefSeq, a predicted model, not a curated record
AUGGACUCAGCCAUGGAUGUGGGAGGCCCCGGUGGAGUGGCUGUCCUCACCUUCAAAACCGUCGUGUGGAUGGUAGGGCUGUGGAUGGCGUACAAGCUGGGCGUUGCGCUGUACAACAUCUCGCCCUUUCACCCGCUCGCCGCAUUCCCCGGCCCCAAGAUAGCCGCCGCCAGCUAUCUGUACGAGGCCUAUUGGGACUUCUGGCGCGUUGGGAGGUACACCAAGGUCAUUGAGCAGAUGCACAAGAAAUAUGGCCCCAUCGUACGCAUCAACCCUGAUGAGCUUCACUGCUCCGACCCCCUGUUCGUACACGAGAUCUAUGCCGGUCCCGGCCGCAUCCGCGACCGCUGGCAGCAUGCCAUCAACACGGGUGGCAGCGGGCCCAUCGCUGUGACGGGCUUCUCGACCAUCUCGCACGAGCUGCACCGACAGCGUCGCGCCCCCCUGAACCGCUUCUUCUCGCGGCAGCAGAUGCUCAAGCUGGAAGGGGAGGUGCUCGACUACGCGCAGCGCACCGUGGCCAAGAUGCUGCGCACCGAGGCCGGCAAGGGCGCCUUUGAGAUCAAGGAGGCCUUCAACUGCUUCACGGCCGACGUCAUCGGGCAGUACGCCUUCGGCCAGACCAUGGGCUUCGUCGACCAGGAGGGCUGGGAGCCCAGCUUCGCCACCAUGGUCGGCAGCUUCCUGAGGAGCGCCUACGUGAUGCGCCACGUCGCCGUCGCGCGCUGGGCCAGCGGCUUCCUGCCAUUCAUGGCCGACUACCUCGGCGAGGACAUCCGCUACGUCAUGAACAUGCUCGCCGUCACCAUCCCCGGCUACAUCAAGGCCUCGCUCGAAGACCCGCAGAACGGUCGUGUGUUUGCCGAUUUGAUGCAGGACGAGAAGAUGCCCGAGGAGGAAAAGUCCAUGUAUCGGCUGUCGGGCGAAGGCUUCAACUUUUUGCUGGCUGGUACCGAGACGACUGCUGCAACCCUUACCUCUUUGACGUUUCACCUUCUGGACCAACCCAAGCUCUACGAGCGCCUGAUGAAGGACCUCGAAGGCGUCGACCCGGACAAGCCCAAGUGGACCGACGUGGAGCGCCGCCCGUACGUCUGGGCGCUGGUGCACGAGUCGCUGCGCACCAUGCCGGGGGUGUCGCACCGCUCGGCGCGCAUCGCCCGGGAGGAGGACCUCGUGUACAAGUCGCAGGACGGCAGGUGGAACUACGUGGUGCCGCGCGGCACCCCGAUCGGCCAGAGCUCCAUGAUAAGCCACUGGGACGAGAAGAUGUUCCCGGACCCCGACAGGUUCGACCCCGAGCGCUGGCUGCUCGAGGACGGGUCCCCCAACGUCGCGUUGGCCAAGUACCUCAUCGCCUUUGGCAAGGGCAGCCGCUCGUGCCUGGGUGAGAACCUGGCGUACUGCGAGGUCUACAUCAUGCUGGCCCUUGUCGCGUACAAGAUCCUUCCGAGGGCCAAGCUGGUCGAUACGACGAUUGAAGAUCUGACGUAUGAUCACGAUUUGAUUGUCCUUCAGACCAAGAAGGGCUCCAUUUCGGUCAAGGUUGCGAUUGAGUGA